Molecule: messenger RNA, 2264 nt
Organism: Neohortaea acidophila
Lineage: Eukaryota; Fungi; Ascomycota; Dothideomycetes; Mycosphaerellales; Teratosphaeriaceae
Product: major facilitator superfamily domain-containing protein
Exons: 3
Coding region: 165-2015 (616 amino acids)
Biological process (GO): xenobiotic detoxification by transmembrane export across the plasma membrane
Molecular function (GO): fluconazole transmembrane transporter activity
Source: RefSeq, a predicted model, not a curated record
CUUCUCUCGUCGUCGCUGUCGUCCCGGUCUUGCACUUCUUUUGUGGACAUCGCUCUGUCUGCGAUCUGUCCUCGAUACUUCUCUAUUCGACUAUCGGCCGGCCCCAAUCAUCAUCUUCACACCAAGCUCGCUGCUAUCGGCGUCGCAGCUUCGUUCUCUCCACAAUGACAGACCUUAUGCGCGAUGCGCCCAUCGGACAACUGAUUCGCUACUUCACGCGCAAUCGAGUCUUGCUGUACCCCGAGGAGAAGCCGGGCUUUCAAUGUCCACCGUCCUAUAGCGAUCCCACCAAUGCUUCCAGGCCUCGAGAAAAGUCGUCGCGCCCUCCAUCACCGAGUCUAAACUACGCGCGGCCACAAGCAGGAGAAGAAGCCGAGUCACCCCACGAUUCACAUACUGGCAGCUAUACGGCGAGGUCCAGUCUCGAUCAGGGAGUAAUCCUACCCGAUCUCGAAAAGCAAGACACCGCCCGCAGCACUGUCUCCCAAUUCGGGGCGCGCACCGCAUUACAAAGAUCUCACACGCGUUCCGAGCUCGACGAAGCUUUCCACGCUUCAUCGCUGACGAAAGAAGUCUCCCGUCCCAUCGUGCCGCAGCGCACAAGCGACGGAAAUAUCCUCGUCGACUGGUAUACGACCGACGACCCGGAGAAUCCGCACAAUUGGAGUCAGGGGAAGAAGGCCGUCACCGCGCUGCAGAUCUGCCUCUACACCCUUGCGGUGUACAUGGGAUCUGCGAUUUACACUCCUUCCGCCGGCGGAGUCGAAGCCGCGUUUGGUGUUUCUACGGAGGCCGCAUCGCUCGGCUUGUCGCUGUACGUGCUUGCGUAUGGCACCGGGCCGUUGAUCUUCUCUCCCUUGAGCGAGAUUCCCUCUAUUGGCCGAAAUCCCCCAUACAUGAUCACCAUGUUCAUCUUCGUUGUCCUCUGCGUGCCUACUGCGCUGGUGGAGAACUUCGCCGGCCUACUGGUGCUCCGAUUCCUGCAAGGCUUCUUCGGCAGUCCCUGCCUAGCCACCGGUGGAGCAUCGAUGCAGGAUCUCUACUCCCUCAUCAAGCUACCAUACAUCCUCUGCCUCUGGGCAUUCGCCGCAACCUGUGGUCCAGCACUUGGCCCCGUGAUCUCCGGCUUCUCCGUGCCCGCGGAAAACUGGCGCUGGUCGCUAUGGGAAAUCCUCUGGCUCGCGGGGCCCAUCUUCAUCAGCAUGAUGCUCUUCCUCCCCGAAACGUCCUCCCCCAACAUUCUCCUCCGCCGCGCCCAACGUCUCCGCAAACUCACCGGAAACCCCAACCUCAAAGCCCAGUCCGAAAUCGACCAAGCCAACAUGCGCCCCAAAGACGUCGCCUUCGAAGCGCUCGUGCGCCCCAUCCAGCUCAUCGUCAUGGACCCCGCCAUCGGCUUCACGGCCCUGUACGUCGCGCUGUGCUACGGCAUCUACUACUCCUUCUUCGAGGUCUUCCCGCUCGUCUACAUCGACCUGUACGGCUUCAAUAUCGGGCAAAUGGGCCUCACCUUCCUCAGCAUCACCGUUGCCGUCGUCAUCUCCAUCGCCGUCUACUGGGCGUACAUCUGGUACGUGGUGGAGCCGGACAUUCGCAAGAACGGGCUGGGCGCGCCGGAGAAGCGACUGCUCCCGGCCGUGAUUGCGUCCUUCCUGUUACCAGUGGGCCUCUUCUUGUACGGAUGGACGGGCAACGGGGAGAUAUACUGGUUUGUCAGCGUGGUUGGGAUUUUCCUCUUCACGUGUGGCGUCUUCAUCGUGAUGCAGUGCGUGUUUGUGUACCUGCCGAUGGUGUAUCCGCAGUAUGCCGCUUCGCUGUUUGCUGGGAAUGACUUUGCGCGAUCCUUGUUGGCUUUUGCUGCUAUCAUGUUCGCGCGGGCGAUGUAUCUUGGCAUGGGCAUUGGGCCUGGCUGUAGUCUCUUGGGUGCUUUGACUGCGGCUUGCAUUGGAGGAAUUAUGAUAUUGUACUUCUAUGGCGAUAGAUUGAGGGCGAGGAGCAGGUUUGCUGCAAAGUAGCAGACUGCAUGCCCUGUUGUAUUUCUAGAAUAGAUUCAAAAGGAAAUUAACCAAUCCGUGGACCCCUUAGUUAGUUCUAAGCCACCAAGAAGAAAAGACAAAAAAAAGGAUACCGAUAUGGGAGAAUCAAACUCCCAAAGUUGCCUGUCAAAGACGUACUUUGGCGGUACUGGGAAUCGAACCCAGGCUGGCACGGGAUUUGUGUGUAACCACAACGUGACGUCAUACCACUAGACCAUACCACCGGUC